Alligator mississippiensis (American alligator) is the source of this 3755-nucleotide messenger RNA. It is a transcript of the gene NR5A1, whose product is annotated as nuclear receptor subfamily 5 group A member 1. The record is from RefSeq and is a predicted model, not a curated record. The transcript has 6 exons. Gene Ontology annotation, biological process: tissue development; hormone-mediated signaling pathway; regulation of transcription by RNA polymerase II. Lineage: Eukaryota; Metazoa; Chordata; Crocodylia; Alligatoridae. Gene Ontology annotation, cellular component: RNA polymerase II transcription regulator complex. Gene Ontology annotation, molecular function: nuclear receptor activity; RNA polymerase II cis-regulatory region sequence-specific DNA binding; zinc ion binding. Bases 94 to 1494 code for a protein of 466 amino acids.
CCGGGCGGGGGCCGGGCCGGGCCGGGCGCGGGGCUAUAAAGGCCCCUCCGCCACCGGCGUGUGCGGGCGCAGCGCCGGGCUCGCGGCGCGGGGAUGGACUACGCCUACGACGACGACCUGGACGAGCUGUGCCCCGUGUGCGGCGACAAGGUGUCGGGCUACCACUAUGGGCUGCUCACCUGCGAGAGCUGCAAGGGCUUCUUCAAGCGCACGGUGCAGAACAACAAGCACUACACGUGCACCGAGAGCCAGAGCUGCAAGAUCGACAAGACCCAGCGCAAGCGCUGCCCCUACUGCCGCUUCCAGAAGUGCCUCAGCGUGGGCAUGCGGCUGGAAGCUGUGCGUGCCGACCGGAUGCGAGGAGGAAGAAACAAGUUCGGGCCCAUGUACAAGCGAGACCGUGCCUUAAAGCAGCAGAAGAAGGCUCUGAUCCGCGCCAACGGCUUCAAGCUGGAGACUGUGCCUCAGAUCGUGUCCCCCGUGCAAAGUGACUACAACCUGUCCUCCACCAUCCACAGCCUCCACGCCGCGGCCAAGACCUUGCCCCCCAACCCGGCCGCCCUCACGCCCGUCGACUACGACCGCAGCCCCUACGGGACCCCGGCCCUGGGCGUGACUGUGCCGAGCCACGGGGCGCUGUCCGGCUACCACUACCCCUCCUUCCCCAACCGCACCAUCAAGUCCGAGUACCCGGACCCCUACACAAAUUCCCACGAGUCUGUGGCCGGCUACGUGUACCCUGAUGCCUACCCCAACAGCUCCCCGCCCGACAUCCCCGAGGUCAUCCUCAAGCUGCUGCAGCUGGAGCCCGACGAGCCCCAGGUGAAGGCUCGGAUACUAGCCUGCUUGCAGCAGGAGCAGGGCAAGGGCCGGCACGAGAAGCUCAGCACCUUCGGCCUCAUGUGCAAGAUGGCAGACCAGACCCUCUUCUCCAUCGUGGAGUGGGCGCGGAGCUGCAUCUUCUUCAAGGAGCUGGAGGUGGGCGACCAGAUGAAGCUGCUGCAGAACUGCUGGAGCGAGCUGCUGGUGUUCGACCACAUCUACAGGCAGGUGCAGCACGGCAAGGAGCACAGCCUGCUGCUCGUCACCGGCCAGGAGGUGGACAUGUCGACCGUGGCGGUGCAAGCGGGCUCCAUCCUGAACAACCUGGUCCUGCGCGCCCAGGAGCUCGUCCUGCAUAUGCACUCCCUCCAGGUCGACCGGCAGGAGUUCGUCUGCCUCAAGUUCCUGAUACUCUUCAGUCUCGAUGUGAAAUACCUGGAGAACCACAGCCUGGCCAAGGACGCGCAGGAGAAGGCCAACGCGGCGCUGCUGGAGUACACGGUGUGCCACUACCCGCACGCCACGGACAAGUUCCGGCAGCUCCUGCUGCGGCUGGCCGAGAUCCGGGCCCUGAGCAUGCAGGCCGAGGAGUACCUGUACCACAAGCACCUGAGCGGGGAGGUGCCCUGCAACAACCUCCUCAUCGAAAUGCUCCACGCCAAGCGGACUUGAGCGCAGCCUCCAGGCGACAGACUGCAGCGGUGGCGCCCGCUGCGGGCACCGAGGGCUGGCCGGCCCCGUGCCCCAGCUUUGCUAUUGAAACUGGACUCUUGGGAAGUUUCAGAGGAUUUAUUUUAAUAUACAGGAACUCUGGUUUCACAGCUCUGCCACCGCCCUGUCCUGUCCUGUGCGGGCUGACCCGCCAAAGACCAGCCUCUCACCCGGCAGCAAGCUCCCCUCCCAGCCACUGGCUUCGCCCGCAGCGGGGAAGGGCUGGGGGCGCCCUUAGCUAUGGCUUGUCUCUUAUUUAUGUUCCUUUCGAGCUGCCUUUUCUUAGGAGGGACCUGCCCCCAGCCCCUCUGCCUGCUAAUGUGGAGCGUCUUGGGGAUGCCUCCUCCCGUGGCAAGGGAAAGAGGGGAAGGGCUCCAUGGCCAGCUUGCCUCCUCGGAGACGGCACCCGGCUCUGCUCGGUGGGGUGGAGCAUUUGGGGAGCAAAAAGUCAGGGCUGGGGGUCGGCAGCAGGAGGGCGAUGGAGGCAAAGGGUGCUAUGCGGGGAGCUGGCCACCCAGCACGAGCAUCCUGCUCCUGCCCUGUGUUUGGGAGGGAGCAGACAGCCAGGCUCGCCUCCGCCGGGGGGGUCUGCACUGCAGCUGCCCCCCUCCGCCGGGGCGACCCUGCCCUGCCACCACGGUGCCACGGCAGUGUGGCUGUGCAAGCCUGCCAGCCCACGGGUGCAGCUGGGGGGUGGGCAGGUCUUGCCCCAAAGUAAAGGGGAAAAGGCUGGGGGUGAGGAGGGGUGAGCGAGCAACGGGACGACAGAUGGGGCAGUGCCAGCAGUCAGCCAACAGCCAGCGUUAGAUAACACACGGGCUCUGCCUCCGGGCAUGCUUGGCCUGGUGUGCCAGAGUGGGGGUGCUCUCCUCCCCAAGGAGCUGAUCCUGCUUGGGUAGCGCGCCGUGAUGCCAGGGUGGCACCUCGGAGCCGCUACCACCCCCAGCGCCGAUCCCCGUGGGUCUGUGUGGGCCCCAGGGAGCGAAGCCUUUGGGGAGGGGAUGCUCCAGCAGCACGGGUCUCCCCUUAACCCAUGCCUUGAAUUUCCGUGCAGGGUGCCCGGCUCCUGGGAGGGAGAAGCACUAGGAACCAGACCGGGAGCAGGAGGUACCCUGCAGAGGCCAUCUGUCCUCGCCACGUGUCCCGACAGGCUGGCAGCCUGCUGGCACUGCCCCGGGGACGGAGCGGCGAUUACCCUCGGCGGCACUGUCCUACCUGACCCGCUGCGGGACCGGGUUGAGCAGCCCCCGGUCCAGCCUCUCCCCGUGCGCCGAGCUCUGCAGAGCACACGGAAACUCCCCGAGGCACAAGCGAAGAAGGCGCUCGCUCUCCCCGUGAUGUCCGCGCGGGCGCCGGAACUGGGGGUCCAGACCUCCCUGGCAGACAUGCCCCGGGGCUGCUGGAGGGCUGGCUGGCCAGUGCAUCCCUGCUCCCCCUGGCCAAGAUGGAGCAGUUGGCAGCUGUUAGCACCUCUGGACCGAGCGUGCACCCCUUUGGGGCCAGGCCGCAGGAAGCCCGGAUGCUUUUGGCCCCUGGUGCACGAGCCGCCUCUGUGCUCACCAGCACAGCCCUCCCACGCGGCGAGCGAGGCCGGCCGCGGACAUCAGACAGCAGAACCCCUCUGACCCGAGCACGGCUCCCUCCCUCCCACCCGUGGCAGCCGCCCAAAGUGCUGCCUUCGGCCCGUCUCCCUUCCAGCACAGGUCCGUCUUCACGGCCGCCGCCACAUGCUAGCGCGCCCGCAGCCCUUUCUCAAUGCCUUCAUGUUAGUGGUGAGUGAUGGUCCCUUGUAACCGUUGGUUCCAGUAUAUCUCCCAUCCCAGGCGCUCGCUUCUGGUCUAGGGAGGGCCGGCGGCGCGGUGCGCUCAGGAGCUGGCGCGGCCAGCACGCGCCUCCCUGCAGACCCGGCGGCUAGAAGCAGCUCCUGUCCCGGCCGCUUGUUAGAUGCAGAAGAGCAUGUUUGUUUCUGCCUUUCAGCCUGUUAGUGCGUGUCCCGCUCCCGGUCCGUGGUUCGGUUUCACUUCGUACUUUGUGCAGUUCAAGAGCUGGGAUCUGGUUCGGGCGUGAAAAGCUGUUUUAUUUUUCAGACAAUGAGAAGUGUCCUUAAGUGUCUCUCUCCCUCCUGCGCUCCGGCCGCUGACCCUCUCUGCCCCUGGCAGGAGCUGGCUGUUCCCUUCCUUGUCAGGAUCAAACCACUGUAAUAAAUUUUGCAGUUCACUUCA